CAUGACCGGUAGAAACAGGAAGAAAGCCGUUCUGCUCGGGCUGCCGUGAGAGCGCUCGGUAAAGUGAAAACACGGGCUACUCUCAACCGUAGCUGCAGCUUUAUUAAAAGGACAUGGCUGCGACAAAACACGAGGACUUCACGGAACGACAAAGUCUGUCCAACUCCGUGACUGACUACGGCUCCACAGACAGCGUCAACCGCUCAGACAACAACCACGACAACCACGGGUUUCCCACGGCAAUGGCGGGUCAUUGGGUCGGGGCUGACCGGGAAGAGGAGGCCAUACGUAGGAAGUUGAAAUACUUCUUCAUGAGCCCGUGUGAUAAAUAUCACGCCAAGGGCCGCAAGCCUUACAAGCUGAUCCUGCAGAUGCUCAAGAUCAUCAUUGUCACGGCUCAGUUGGUGCUGUUUGGCCUCAGUAACCAGGUGGUGGUGACCUUCAAGGAGGAGAACACUGUGACCUUCAGACACCUCUUCCUCAAAGACUACGAUGAGUCCUCCUACGACUCCUAUGCUGUUUACACGCAGGAGGACGUCUACGAACACCUGUUCUACGCCGUGGAGAAGUACCUGGUGUUACCAGAGACCACAGUGGGACGCUACGCAUACGUCUACGGUGACAACGGCAGCGCGCUCUCCCUCUGCCAACAGUACUACAAGAAGGGAAGCAUCGACCCGGCCAAUGACACCUUCAGCAUAGACCCUCACAUCAGGACAGAGUGUGUUGGCGUGGACCCGCCGGCGGUCCCUCAUCCUCCACUCACCAGCUACAGGAACUUCACUCUCAAGUUCCACAAGCUUGUUAACGUCACCAUAGAGUUCAAGUUGAAGGCGAUCAAUAUACAGACCAUCAUCAACAACGAGAUCCCGGAUUGCUACACUUUCCACAUAACGAUAGUCCUGGACAACAAGGCUCACAGCGGCAUGGUGAAGAUCCGCUUAGAAAACGAGGCUUCCAUAAAAGAGUGUAAAGACCCCAGCGUCUCUGGACACGCGGAGAGCUACACGCGUCUGGCCUUCGACGUCGCCGUGGCGCUGGUGUGCGCGCUGUCACUGCUGCUGUGCGGACGCUCCAUUCUACGAGGCAUCACGCUGCAGCUGGAGUUCGUGCAGUUCUUCAGGGAGACCUUGGAUCGAAAGGUGUGCUGGGCGGACCGGAUGGAGUUCAUCAACGGGUGGUACAUCCUCCUCAUCGUCAGCGACAUCUUCACCAUCACCGGCAGCGUCAUCAAAGUGGGCAUCGAGUCCAAGAACAUGUCCUCGUAUGACUUGUGCGGCAUCCUGUUGGGGACCUCCACGCUCUUGGUGUGGGUCGGAGUGAUUCGCUACCUCACGUUCUUCCAGAAGUACAAUAUCCUCAUCGUGACGCUCCGAGCGGCGUUCCCCAACGUGAUUCGGUUCUGCUGCUGCGUGGCCGUCAUCUAUCUGGGCUACUGCUUCUGCGGCUGGAUCGUCCUGGGGCCGUACCACGUCAAGUUCCGUUCUCUGUCCAUGGUGUCCGAGUGCCUCUUCUCCCUCAUCAACGGGGACGACAUGUUCGUGACGUUCGCGGGGAUGCAGGAGACCAGCACUCUGGUGUGGCUGUUCAGCCAGGUGUACCUGUACACCUUCAUCUCCCUCUUCAUCUACAUGGUGCUGUCGCUGUUCAUCGCGCUCAUCACAGGCGCCUACGAGACCAUCAAGCACCAGACACAAGAAGCCCACCACAUCACAGACCUGCAUGCCUUCAUAGCCGAGUGCACGGACGCACCCAGCUCUGGGAAGUUCAGAGGUCUGGAGACGUCGCCGUGCUCCUUCUUCUGCUGCUGUGACAGAACGACGACAUACGAGGACGUCCUGCUGGUGAACUGACGUCGACCUCAGAAGCCUCACCGCCGACUCCCCUGCUGUCCACAUCGGUACACUGCACACGGCUCAUUGUCUCCGAACCUGCACACUGCGUCUCAGGUCAAACCUCAUCAGCAGCCACCAUCAGAUGGACCAGCCGUCUGUGGAAGGACUGUGUGACAAUCGCCUCCUCAUUGGACCUCGUGUCUGUCCUGCCCGUGAAGAAGACAGGACAGGACUGCGCAGCAUCGUGGAUGACCAGUGCCCAUGAAGUUCUCCGUUUCUUGUUGGUUUUUUAAAGAAAACCCGUUCCUGAUGUAUUUAAUGCUGAAACGGCAGCGCAGCCUAUUAAUAAGUUGCUGACUGUUUUCAUUUUUGUGUGUUUUUUUAUUAUUCUAAUAGUAUUUUAAAAUGGGUCACCUCCUGAGGAACAGGCACUUUACGUCCCACUAAAGAACUUUGGAAUCCUACCACUCCACAACGGGACACGUAAGAGGGGGGAAUCCACCUCGUCGUAGUCCCGUCUUUUUUGAGACCGUCGAGAAGAUUGCUUCCUUCAGAAGAACCGUCGGAAAACACGACCACAGGCAGACGUGUUUCAGAUUAGCUUUCCUCUCCGCUGAGCUGCUGCGUCAGUAUAAAGUUUCAAUCUUUAGUGGCGCUUCUACCGCACGAGCAUCACGCUGCCUUGUGGAUGUGAACAUUAGUGUGCCGCUGUGACCGAUUGUGCGCGAUACCUUUUGCGUUGUCUACGUAACGAUCGGUAUGAUGUCGCUAAUGAAGCACACAACAUCGCCUGCGUUCGCUGAUCUCCCUGAAUCCCCUGACGGGUUUCAGGGAAGAUGCUGCCAGAAACAUGUUGGCAUCUCCUUAUUAAUGUUGUGUCAAACUGAGUCAUGCUUUUUAGUCUGUUUGUUUUAUUUGUUGUCUCUAUUGCAGUGACUUGAUCUUCAGUAGAAGCGUGAAUCUCUGUUUGUCUUUGUAACGCACAAAACGCACAAUAUCCGAAAGUAGUUUCUUACGUGCUCCCGGCAGUAACAAGUUACUACAUGAUGGUAUUUUUUUUUUUGUCAUCUUAAAUUGUAUGAUAAAUCUGCAUUGCGACUUUUAAGCUAAAUAUGCUGUUGGGUUUUGGAUCCAUGGAAAACGUGCCAAAACCCGUCAUCGGCCUUAACUUAUAUUUUAAUGUCAGGCAUGUAGGUUUGAUCUAGUAUUAGAUAGAUGUAUCUUUCCUACAGUUUCAUGUUUUUGUCAAACAAAUGAUCUGCAUUUCAAAGAAAUGUAAACUGAAUUGAUAUACUUGGUGUCAUUUGUAUCGCCGAUCUACUGAUUUAAAUUUUCCAGAUCAUCUUUGAUAAUAAAACAUUGUUGUAUUUAA
Gasterosteus aculeatus aculeatus (three-spined stickleback) is the source of this 3207-nucleotide messenger RNA. It is a transcript of the gene mcoln1a, whose product is annotated as mucolipin TRP cation channel 1a. The record is from RefSeq and is a predicted model, not a curated record. NCBI's taxonomy places the organism in Eukaryota, Metazoa, Chordata, Actinopteri, Perciformes, Gasterosteidae. Gene Ontology annotation, molecular function: NAADP-sensitive calcium-release channel activity. Gene Ontology annotation, cellular component: lysosomal membrane; plasma membrane.